Carassius gibelio (silver crucian carp) is the source of this 4236-nucleotide messenger RNA. RefSeq lists its product as uncharacterized. Lineage: Eukaryota; Metazoa; Chordata; Actinopteri; Cypriniformes; Cyprinidae. Bases 773 to 3382 code for a protein of 869 amino acids. The transcript is spliced from 5 exons. The record is from RefSeq and is a predicted model, not a curated record.
UACUAUAAUUAUGUCAGUUUUUUCAAUCAUCACAUCUUUAUUUUUGAGCAUUAGAAUAAUCAACUUUGUAUAGAUUUAUAACCAUUUUACAAGUUCUCUUGACCAUAAAACAUUUGUUAUUGCAAUUCAGGUUACAAAGAAACCAGUGAAUUCCUUAGUUGAGUACACAGACUCUGAUGAAGUCACCUCUGGACCAGAUCUUUCUUCUCCACAACUUGAUACUGUUUCAGAUUUACCAUCUAGCAGCAUACAGGUUGGUUCUUUCUGAUUUGCAUUAACAGUUUCAAUUAUCUUUUGUUUUCAUUACAGAACUUUUUGAGUAGAUGUCAUCCUGUGUAUAAUUUGUGUCUCCUUUAUAGCACCUCAGUAGUAAAAGUACUGUGCAAGGAGAACAUGUGUCACGGCUUAGGACUAAACGCAUUCUGGUAAGGCAAGCAGCAUUCUUUCAGAUAGUUGUUCUAUUUAUAGGCACCUAUUGCAUGUUUGGUUCCUAUUUAGAAUUAUUCUCAAUUAGUCAAGUCCAGUGUUUUUAUGUAGUGAAACUGUGUGAACAUGGCAUUUUUACAAAACACCUGCCUCUUUGACAGCUUUGCUCUGUCAUGUUCAUUUUAAACAUGUACAUGGUCUAGCUCUUCAUUUCUAUUUGUUAAUUAUUCAUGAUUUCACCAAACAGUUAUUUUUAUCAGCUACUGACACAUUGUAGUGUUUUGUAAGAAAAUAGCACCAUUAUUCCUCAGAAUCUGUGAAAUUCUAACAUUUCAUUUUUUUUAAGAUGGAGGAGACUCUUAAUUGGUCUGAAGAGCUUUUUGACAGUCCAGAUGAAGAAAAUAUUCAAAUGAUUGUGCCACAAUUUAAGCGGACAAGAAAAGGUUUUGACUCAAGUACAGAUGAGGAGGAAGAUAACGUUGUACAUAAAACUGUGUCAAGACUUAGGAAGUCAAGAAGCAUUUUGGUUAAUCGGAAGAUUUCUGUUGGAUCUGAAAAAAUAAGUGAAUCAAGCCAGGACAGUGGAGAAGAAUAUGUCCCAUCCACAAGUGGGGAUAGUACGGAUAGUAACAUAAGCCAAGAUCUAUCAUUAAAAAGUCGAGCUGAUGCAACAGUACGUUGUUCACUUCCAUGUAAGCGCAAAUUCAAGACAUCUCUUGCUAAAUUCCAGGACAAUGAUAGAAUUGUUGCUAUAACACAAAGCCAACAUCAUGCUCCUGACAGCUCCACAUCAGGUAAAACUACAGUUGGAGAUGCAUCAGUACUUGUUCCUGCUGUCGUCAGAAAGAGUAAUGGAUCUCGAAUGUACAACAAGCGACAAUACUGCCUAUAUUGUAAAUCAGCGGUCCAAAAAAUAUCCAGACACUUGGAGCGUGCUCACUUAAAAGAGAUUGAGGUUUCAAGAGCAUUGAGUUUUCCAAAGGGAUCCCAUCAAAGGAAAUUGCAGCUUGAAUUUCUGAGAAACAAAGGAAACUUUGCACAUAAUGCUGAAGUUAUAAAAACAGGGUCUGGAAUUCUUGUUCCCUUCAAACAACCAAAAGAAAAAUGUGAGGGUCAAGACUUUAUUCACUGUGUCUACUGUCAAGGGUUGUUUAUGAAAAGAGUGCUUUGGAGACACAUGCAGAGCUGUAAAUUCAAACCUAGCAGUGUUAAAUCUAAACCUGGAAAAACUAGAGUCCAAUCCCUCUGUGCGUUUGCUGAACCGGCACCCUCUGUGGUUAGUGAAAGUGUUUGGAAGCUGGUGAGCAAUAUGACACAAGAUGAUAUCAAUUUUGAAGUAAAAAAUGAUCUCUGCAUCAUGGAGUUUGCAAAACAUCUAUAUAACAGGCUUGGAGCCGAUGUCAGCAAGCAUGAAUACAUUCGUCAAAAGUUGAGGGAGCUUGGUCGGCUGCGUUUACAUGGUAGAGAGGUCACACCACUGCAAACUAUCAAAGAUUAUGUCACACCAGAAAACUUCAUGCUAGCAGUUACUGCAGUAAGACACACAGCAGGUUUCAACGAGGAAACUGGCAAAUACAAAACUGCAACACUUGCUCUAAAGCUUGGACAUGGACUGAAAAAUGUGUCCAUGCUCCUUGAAACCAAUGCAAUGAUGAAAGGUGAUAAUGAUGGUGCAACAGCGGCUCGCUGCUUUCGUCAAGUGUAUGAUGCCAGGUGGAAUGAGCUCAUAUCAGCCAAAGCCUUGCAGGGCCUCACAGAGUCCAAGUGGAAUUCCCCACAGCUUUUACCUUUCACAGAAGAUGUAAGAACUCUGCAUUGCUACCUGGAUGACGCGCAGCACCGGUUCUACAGUGACUUGACAUCAGAGUGCUCAUCUUGCAACUGGGCUAACUUGACAAAAGUGACUCUGGCUCAAGUUAUUUUAUUCAACAGGCGUAGAGAAGGGGAAGUAUCAAAAAUGCCUGUUUCAACAUUCAUCCUAAGAGACAAAUCAGCUCCUCAUGAAGAUGUCAAUGUAGCUCUCUCUGAGCUAGAGAAAAGUCUCUGCAAGCAUUUUGUGAGACUUGAAAUAAGAGGUAAAAGAGGGCGGAAGGUGCCUGUGCUCUUAACCCCUGCGAUGGUGGAUUCCCUUGAUUUGCUUGUGGAGAAGAGAAAAGAAUGUGGAGUGGCUGAUAACAAUCCAUACAUGUUUGCAAGGCCAUAUGCAGUGUCCCACUACAGAGGGUCAGAUUGCAUUCGUUACUUUGUGAAAGCUUGUGGAGCCAAGAACCCUCUCUCACUCACCUCUACAAAACUCAGGAAGCAUGUUGCUACACUCUCAAAAGUACUCAAUCUGAAUGACACCGAGCUUGAUCAACUGGCAGAUUUUCUUGGCCAUGACAUCAGAGUCCAUCGCCAGUUUUAUCGUUUACCUGAGGGCACUCUCCAGCUUGCGAAGAUCAGCAAGAUUCUCAUGGCCCUUGAGCAGGGGCGUUUAUCAGAGUUUAAAGGAAAGACCCUAGAUGAUAUCAACAUCGCCCCAAAUGAGACAAUCCUGUGUGACAAAGAAAUCCAAGAGGCCUGGCUUGAGGAGAACGUGCCAGAUUGCACAAGGGUGGCCUCACCACACAAUGUGACAUCUCAAAAUGAAAGUCAGCAUCCAAGGAACAAGGACUGUGUUGUGGACACAGCCGAGUCACCAUGUACUUCAGGCAGUCAGAUGCGAAAUGACACAAAGAAAAACUUAUCAUCUCCAAAAAAUGGUCGCAAACCAGUCAAGAAAAAGAAUUGGGAGAAGGUGGAGGUUGAUGCAGUUGAAAAACACAUGAUGCACUUCAUUGAAUCGUGUCGUGUUCCAGGAAAGGCUGCCUGCGAUUUGUGCCUCAAAUCUGAGCCGGAAGCCCUAAAACGGAGGGACUGGCUGGCUAUUAAAUUUUACAUAAAAAACCGGAUAUCUGCUCUGCAAAGGAAAAUUUGAGCUAUGUUCCUGAGCCGCAAGUAUAAAGUACACCCAAAGUAUAAAGUUGUAAAUGGUUAAAUGUAAAAAUUGUCAGAUUUUAUGGAAUUUUAAAUGUAAUCCCAUAGUGAAUGCUUUCAACAUCUGGACAAAAAGGUGGUUUUGAAAUCAGAUGUUUUAGUUCUAAAGGUAAAGGUUCAGAGAGACGGGGUCAGUUUUAUAGUUGGAGAGGGAAUGAGGUUGAACAUUAGCAGGUACAGUAUCUUGGACACGAGAUAUGGAGAACAAGAGACUAUUGACAGCGAGAAAAGACCGACAUUAUUAUGAAUUUUUUGCAUUUUACCAAAUAUAUUAUCUUAUGCAACACUUGUGCUCUUAUUAAUAUUUGGGAGAGGAUAAAUUCUGAUGUAGUUUCAAAAUGCAUGAUGUACUUCAUUGAUUUCAGUUUUGUAUGAUGAAAGGCUGUAUCAGGUCAUUGAGUCUUGUUUUAGGAUAUCUGGCCAUUGACGAAUGAAAUCUAUAGUAGUUAUCAGUUGGUGUCGAUUCUUCAGUCAACUAAUUCUUCAGAUUCCAGCUUGCUCUUUUAUCAUCUAUAGUUAUAGACAAGUGUUUUCCUGUCCAUUUAUGUCGUCAUUAGCUUAUGAGCGACAGUGUUACAUUGUAAUGAGUUACUGAUUGGUUGUUUAGUCUGUGAGAGAUCCGUGAGCACUUGGGAGUAAGAAGGUGUCACAAGGAAAUCCCAAUACAGAUACAAUUUUAUAAGAUGCUACUGAGCUGCAGGUAUAAUUCACCAAAAGCACCAUGCUGAAAGUAACUACACUGAACAAAAAUAUAAACAACAAUUUUGUUUUUGCCCCCAUUUUUCAUGAGCUGAA